AAUAUAUAUUUCUAGUUCAACUUCCUCUUCAUAGAACCGCGUUGUACUUUUAUUUAGAAAAAUGGCUACUAACAUCACUUGGCACGAAAACCUCACGCAUGACGAAAGAGCUGCGCUUAGAAAGCAAAAGGGUGUCACAGUGUGGCUCACCGGGUUAUCAGCUUCUGGAAAGUCAACCAUUGCAUGCGCAUUAGAACAGUCUCUUCUUGCACGUGGUCUCAACUCGUACCGUCUUGAUGGAGAUAACGUUCGUUUUGGUCUUAACAAGGAUUUGGGGUUCAGUGAAGCUGACAGAAAUGAAAACAUUAGAAGAAUUUCUGAAGUUGCAAAGUUGUUCAAUGAUUCCUGUUGUGUCACUUUGACCUCUUUCAUUUCUCCAUACAGACAAGAUCGUCGUUUGGCCAGAGAAUUGCAUGAAAAGGAUAACUUGGCCUUUGUUGAAGUUUAUGUUGAUGUUCCAGUGUCGGUGGCUGAACAAAGAGACCCUAAGGGUCUUUAUAAGAAGGCCAGAGAGGGGAUCAUCAAGGAGUUCACUGGGGUCAGUGCUCCAUAUGAAGAGCCAGAAAAGCCAGAAAUCCAUUUGAAGAAUUAUGAAGGUGUUUCUGUUGAAGAUGCUGCCAACCAAAUCAUUGAGUACUUGGCUGAGAAGAAGUAUAUUUAAAUUGUAUAGUUAAAGAGAG
[Candida] anglica is the source of this 680-nucleotide messenger RNA. NCBI's taxonomy places the organism in Eukaryota, Fungi, Ascomycota, Pichiomycetes, Serinales, Debaryomycetaceae. The record is from the annotation of a GenBank genome assembly.